Tilletiopsis washingtonensis is the source of this 2277-nucleotide messenger RNA. RefSeq lists its product as hypothetical. The transcript has 2 exons. NCBI's taxonomy places the organism in Eukaryota, Fungi, Basidiomycota, Exobasidiomycetes, Entylomatales. The record is from RefSeq and is a predicted model, not a curated record. The coding region runs from base 1 to 2277 and encodes 758 amino acids.
AUGCGAGGCGCCUCGCCGCCGCCGCCGCCCGACGCUGAUGCGGAUCCCGCGCCGCCGGGCUAUUACCCGCACGCCGGGCCCUCGGCAUCGCUCGCAGCGCCGCCCGCGCACGACGCCGGCUCUGCUGCGCCGGCUGCAGCGCCUGCUGCUGCCGCUGCUCCCGACGCAGCCGGCUUCUUCGACAUUGUGCCGCGCGCCGACGCCACCAGCUUCCAGGCCGGCUACCUGGGCCUCGACGGCUUCGAGGCGUGGGUCAAGGGCGACGUGCUCGUCAAGCUCGAUGCGCAGAACGUCGUGCAGAAUGUGCAGCGCUGCACCAUCACCUUUACCGCCCUCGAGUCGACGGCCAGCCAGAGCGUCACGCUCUUCACCUCCACCCAGACGCUCUGGCACAGCGCAGGCAGCGGCAGUCCCUCGAGCUCUGCACAGCUCGCCUCGGCGCAGCUGCCGUCGACGUUGCCCUUCUCCUUUGCGCUCACCGCUGAUCUGCCGCACUGCAUCCACCUGCCCUCGAGCGGCAUCUCGUAUGCGCUCAGCGCCACGCUGCACUCUGCCUCGGCAGGCGACGUGCGCUGCAGCGUGCCGGUGCAUCUGACACGCUACACGCGGCCCGGCCCGCUGGCGGCGCUCUCGAGCAGCAGCAGCCCGCGCCGCGGCGCUGUGGAGCCGCAUGUGUGGGCCGUGUCCUCGCCGACACCGCUGGCCAUCCAGCUGCGGCGCACCCUCUUCCGCCGCGCAGAGCCGAUGGAGGUGCGCGUGCGCAUCCCGCCGCCGCAGCAGACACUCGUGGCAGAGAAGGGCCUGCGCCUCAAGGCGGUCGAAGCCAGCUUGCUGCGCGUCAUCACUGUCCGCGACGGGCACAGCUCUGCUACAGUGGCGACAGCCAGCGCGGCGGACGGCAAAGCGCGAGAGGAGGCUCCGCGCUAUACGGAGACGCAAGAGCUCGGCGCCGGCUCCUCGUCGGCAGGCACAAGCGGCGAGAGCAGCGGACGCUUCGAGUCGCUCCUGGCACACUCGGGAAAGCUCUGUCGCUUCCACUCGCGGCAUCCUAUCCUUCUGCGGCUGGCGCUGCAUCCGCCCUUCGACAUUAGCAACAUGCCUUACCCACAUCCAGAUCACGACGCAGCACGAGGCGGGCCCGUUGCUGCUCGUGUGGGCGGCGGAGGCUGCGAGAGCGUCAGCCAGGAGACGCUGCUGCAUACCGUCGACUUUGUCGUGCGCGUGCGCGUCGUCAUGCGCGGCGGACAGGGCGAGGACCGCGAUGUGCUGGUCGAGAAGACUGUCGAUGUCCUGCCGGGAGCUGCUGGGCUUCACGAGGGCGAAGAGGAGGACGCUGAUGAGGACAUGGUCUCCGAAAGACGGAGCGAGAAAGAGCGACUGCGCAGAGACGAGGAAGCCGGGGCGUCCAGAGCAGGAGGCAGUGGCUCGAGCGGCGCCUCGUUCGAAGAGUUCGGCUCGGACCAAGAGUACGACGGGUACGAGGACGUCGGGCGCUCGUUGCAUGCUCGACGUCAUCGGGACGAAGCAGCGGGCGGCUCGUCGCUCAAUGCCCCGCGUGCGCAUUCGGAUGGGCAUCUCGGCGAUGAGACGCUCGACGUCUCCAUGCUGCUCUACGACUCGGCCAACUCGGACACCGCCUCGCCUUCCUCGCCUGGCAGUGCGCUGCCUCUCUUCUCGCACGACGAGCAGCCGCCGCAUGUCUUUGCCGACGCACGUGGCGGUGCACAGGACGCUGAGGAUGACGCGCCACCCUCGCUGUUGGAGAGUCGACAUGACCUGCAACUGCAACUUGCGCCUCCAGCGCACGGCGAUGCUCACGAUGGCGCUCAGACGGAGGCGAGCUACACCAUCAACGAUGCCUCUCAUCCGCCGCUGGACGCCGACUUGAGCGGCUAUGCGCCGCGCGACGAGGUGGCGAGGUACACGAUGACUCCGCGUUUGCUGCCUCCAUCUCUCAACACCCCACACGCUGCCAUCGGCGCACGGCUCUCGUCGCGCGUAGUGCCGCGCAGCAGCAUCGUCGAGACGUCGCUUGCUUCAUCAUCCACGAAUGCUGGCGCUUCGCUGCCGCAUCAGCCAGAGCACGCGCAGCAGCAUGCCCGCGAAGACGCCGAGCCGCCGCCAGGCUAUGCGGCCCCGCCCUUCCCAGCGCCUCCUCCGCUGCUGCUCUCGCCGCCCGCGAGCGCAGGCGAGCAGGGCCAUGCGCAUGCCCAGCAGCGCCCGCCUGCGUACCCUGCCGCUGCUGCGCCGCUCGGGCCGCCGAGCUACGAGGCGUGA